AUGUGCGAAUCACAUAUAAUAUAUCAACUCUGUGGCCAUGUCAAAGUCAAGGUCAUCGUCCAAUGCGCUGACAUGAUUGACAGACUCAUCGCUUCACAUCCCAAGGGCAGCUUUUCGACUCAUCAGUGCGGUAGCCAGAGCGACGACCUACAUAUUUUCCCAGAUAUAUGCGACACUUGCAAGCAGAACGGGGUCGUCGCAGAGUAUAUUGACCGGCCUGGCGGGAAGGUGGAAGUGCUGCAAGCCUGGAGGAAGGAGGACCAAAAGCAGUCUGCCCAAGAGCAGAAGUCAGCCGCUCGGGAUGAUACGAAUGGCAACGAGAGUCAGGGUUCCAAUGAUGCCGACUCAGGCGAAACACUCUCGAUUAUAUCCUUCUCGGAAAGUGCGGAUGAGUCCUGCGCCGAAACACUAAGUCCGGUAGAACCCUCAUCUGUGUCCAGCGUGACAUCCAGCCAAACUUCCCAUGAAGCAAAAAGUUCAGAUCUCAGCGGUCUGAAGGCCCGCGUCGCUGGGUUGACCGCGCGAACCGACCGGCUUCUCUUGCAGAUUCGUGCGCACAAAACGACCUCGACGCGGCGAACCAACAUUUGA
Exophiala dermatitidis NIH/UT8656 is the source of this 591-nucleotide messenger RNA. RefSeq lists its product as uncharacterized. The record is from RefSeq and is a predicted model, not a curated record. The transcript has a single exon. Lineage: Eukaryota; Fungi; Ascomycota; Eurotiomycetes; Chaetothyriales; Herpotrichiellaceae. The coding region runs from base 1 to 591 and encodes 196 amino acids.